AUGGCCAAGAACAAUUUUAAAUGUCAGAAGUCCAGGAAUGUAUUUCACAUAGCCAGCGAAAAAGACUUCAAGGCAAAAAACAAAGCAAAACCAGUUACUAUAAAUCUUAAGAAGAUAAACAUGCGGCAUCUUGAAAAUGAACUUAUUAACGUUGAUGAAGCUACAAGAUUAAUGGCUCAGUUGUAA
This is a messenger RNA of Tupaia belangeri chinensis (Chinese tree shrew), 186 nucleotides long. RefSeq lists its product as uncharacterized. The transcript has 2 exons. NCBI's taxonomy places the organism in Eukaryota, Metazoa, Chordata, Mammalia, Scandentia, Tupaiidae. Gene Ontology annotation, cellular component: nucleolus. The record is from RefSeq and is a predicted model, not a curated record. Bases 1 to 186 code for a protein of 61 amino acids. Gene Ontology annotation, biological process: ribosome biogenesis.